CGGUAAGCCACACGACAGCUGUGAAACGCCUCGGAAAUAUUUGCUGUUGGCCGAAAGCAUAAACUUUAUUUGAUAAUAUUGCCACAAACAAAACAUGCAGCGCGAAGAAAAACAUUUUGAAAUGACGCUAGAUGCGGUCGUGCAGCGUCUUACCGAUCUGAAGUUGGCGGUACUCUCUAUGAUACAGAAACUGGAAAUGGAGUACAUGGACAUCAAUUGGCCAACGUUCCUGGAUAACUUUGCCAUCAUUUCAAGCCAUCUAACGGGUCUGACUAAGAUCUUGGCCAAGGAGCAGUGUCCACCGUUACGAAAUCGCACCGUGCUGCCGCUGCUCGUUUCCAUGGAUCGCGACGAAACGCUGGUCAACAUCACGGAAGGUCGUGUGCCGGUCUUUUCGCAUGACAUAGUGCCCGACUAUCUGCGCACACGACCCGAUCCCAUUACAGAGCAGAAGAUGCAGCAGAACGAACAGAAGGCGGCAAACCUAACCAACGACGCGGCCAUGAAGCAGGUUACACAGUACAAUAAGGUCGUGUCUCACGUAUUGGACAUGGUGAGCAAAGCGCGCGAAGAGUGGGAGAUCGAGUCCAGCUCACGUACAGGCAUACAACAGACAAGCAGCAUGGCGGACACACAGCUGCUGGUGGCGACAGUUGGCAUGGGCAAAGGUCUGCAAUACAAAGCGAACUACGGACCAGGACCGGGACCUGGCAUGAUGGUGCCUCCAUCGAUUCGCGGUCCCACGCCGCCCAUGGGCGGGCCAUCCAUGAGUCCGGGCAAUGUGCAACAGCAGCUGGGCAAGGCUCCGUCGGCGGUGAAGACCAACAUCAAGUCGGCGAACCAAGUGCAUCCGUUCUCUCGGUAGCAAAAAUCAUAAUUUAU
Drosophila novamexicana is the source of this 882-nucleotide messenger RNA. RefSeq names its product mediator of RNA polymerase II transcription subunit 8 (gene MED8). Gene Ontology annotation, cellular component: core mediator complex; mediator complex. Gene Ontology annotation, molecular function: RNA polymerase II cis-regulatory region sequence-specific DNA binding; transcription coregulator activity. Lineage: Eukaryota; Metazoa; Arthropoda; Insecta; Diptera; Drosophilidae. The transcript has a single exon. Gene Ontology annotation, biological process: regulation of transcription by RNA polymerase II. Bases 95 to 865 code for a protein of 256 amino acids. The record is from RefSeq and is a predicted model, not a curated record.